Manduca sexta (tobacco hornworm) is the source of this 4289-nucleotide messenger RNA. RefSeq names its product protein CC2D2B (gene Cc2d2a). The record is from RefSeq and is a predicted model, not a curated record. NCBI's taxonomy places the organism in Eukaryota, Metazoa, Arthropoda, Insecta, Lepidoptera, Sphingidae. Gene Ontology annotation, biological process: non-motile cilium assembly; protein localization to ciliary transition zone. Gene Ontology annotation, cellular component: ciliary transition zone.
UCAUGGCAAUUCUUGGCGGCAAAACAAACCAAAGAAAACAAACCUUAAAAAUUGGUUGAUAAAUAUUUACAAUUAUUAUUUUUAUUCAAAAUAUGAGUGAGAAUAUAGAAUUAUGUUCCUUCAAAAACGUUGAUGAGAGUGAUACUGAAGAAUACCAUGAAAUAAAUGAAGAUAUGCAACAUGAAACAGUGUUUAUGAAAAAGUCAGUAAAUCCUCCAGACCACUGUGAUUUUUUUACGAAAUAUGAUGUGAGCACUUAUGCAAAAAAGGAUAUUAGGAAAAAGAAGAAAUUGAAGAAGAAAAAGUCAACAGAUUUAUUGGAUAUUGUAAAAUCGGAGAUCGCAACGAUACCGGUACCUUUAGUCGAGAGUGUUUUAACAAGGGUAGAAUACGAUGAAAAUUUAAUCAAAUGCCAUCUAAUGGAAGCUCAUAGAGAUUGGAGAACUAUUGCAAAACUACAUCGAGAAGAUAUGGAGCAUGGGUGGAAAGGUACAGAAGUUGUUAGUUUAAGUCCCAUAUUUCCUAGAGUACUUCAAAACGUGAUUGUCGAUAACAAUGAAAUACCUGUCGAGUAUGUCGAACCUGCCAUGUACUCAGAUUUACUAAGUAAUAUUGAUAAAGAUGACCACCAGUCACCAAAGUUCUUAGGUAUAGCAGUAAAAAAUAUUAACUUCAAACAUCAUCAUGAAUUCUCCUUAGAAAAACUCUUGAGUGUUAAACUUAACGAACUUUUUGAAGAGUAUAAUAAUAAUAUAAGAUCACUUAAAGAGAUUGCCAGGGAUAUCAAAGUAAAUAGAGAAACAAAAAACAAUCUAAUAGAAGAUAUAACAAAAGCAACAAAUAAAAAGAGGGAUGAUGUUCGAUUUGAUUCAACGGUAAGGGAAUAUACGGGAAAAAUGUUACUGUCAAAAGAGAAAUAUAAAGAUUUAAUAAAAAAACAAAAAGAAGUCAUUCAUAAAAUAAUUUCUGUGUGGUCGGACUUAGAAAUGGUAAGAGAAAAGAAAGGGUUUACCCUAACCCCAUACGUUUUGGAAGUAAAGGAGAGAGAUUUACAAGGUGAUGACGAGAAACUUUUUAAUGAAUUAUUAAAAUCAGAACUAACUGACGCUCUCGAUAGAAUAGAAUAUGAAUUUGUUAGUAAAUGUAUUGAGUAUAAAGAAAUAAAAGCCAAAGAAAAAUCUGAGAAAGCAACAAAGACAAGUAUCACUAAACCAAAGUUAAUUAUUGAUGAAGAAGCUUUAAAAGGAGAGGCAGAGGAGUUAGUGAGCGACAUUGUUGCCAGUGAGAGAAUUGAUUUGAAUUUGAAGAAGGAUAUAAAUAUCUUUAACUCUAUGAAAGAAACGAAAAAAUACCAAUUUUUCUUUGAGAUGUAUGUUGAUAAUGUUUUUGUUUGUCAAUCAGAACAUUAUUCAUCUAGCGAUAUCAAUACUAUAGAAUUUACAGAGACAUUUUCAAUCCAAAUUGUUCCAAACAACAAAGUCCUGACCAUUGUACUAUAUGAAAAUAAUGAAAAAGUUUCCUUCUUAGUAUUUAAUUUGCUGGAAAUCACUAUUUCUAAUGAAGAUGCGGGGUUUUCCAAAAAGCAAUUCUUGUAUGAGACUACCGUAAAAUCUAGUUCUAAAUGCGUCGGUAGCGGUGUAAGUAUUAAAGAAAUAGCUGCUAUCAAUAAAGUAAGACUAAAAAGUAGUAAUUUAUUCAAAAAAGACCUUGUAACAGUAUGUGAAGUAGAUUUAAAAAUUGGAUGGAAUAAAGAGUUGAAUGAAAAUCUGGUGGAAUCAGUAAAAAGUUCAAUGGAAUUUGGUAGGCGACUAAAAAGACUAAUGCAUGGUAUUGAUAAAGUUAAUAUUGAAACUAUGCAAGAUAUUAUUAGUAAAAUAUAUGGUAAAAACAUAAGAGAAGACGAGAAAAUUAUAAACACGCUUCAAGAUUUGUGUAAAUGUAAAAUUAAAGAUGCCGAUACAAUUCCUUUUGAUGAGGCCAGUCCCGAGUUUGUUAGAAUAAAAUUAUUGCUAUUGCGAAACAAUGGAGGGUUUGCAAAUAUAGAAAAUAAAAUGAUACCGAUUCACGCAAGUCAAAUAUCCACGGAACAGUUGAGCUGUUUGCAAAAGUUUGGACAGAAUGAUUUCAAUAUGGAUUACUUUACCGAUAAACAAGUAGGUAUGUAUCCGCUGGAAUUGCAAAGGUUCGUGAGUGCUAAAUAUAUGGAGAAGUUGAAUAAAAAUAUGUUAAAGAAUUUGGAUGAGCUGCUAUUGAAGAAAACUCACAAAGAUGUCGUUAGAGACGUAAGUUUGAGGAGUAUAUUUUCAAGAGACAAUUCAAUUUCUUUAGCUUCUGUAACAAAUAUUACUAAACAACAAAUCCUUAAAGAAUCAUUGAAUAAAGAAGAAGAAAUUAGUGUUACUAUUAUACGAGCCUUUAAUUUGCUGGAUAGAAGUUCCGCAAUACUUGAAAACGGAGAUGACGAUGGUGAAACAAUUGCAGGAUACAAAGUUCGUCCAUUGAGGCCGUUUGCUCACGUUUCCUACCACGGCGAUAGUGUCCAGACAGUAACUAGUAUCGGUUGCCACCCCAGCUGGAAUCAUACUCUUAGAAUCAAGACUAUAUUGAAGCCCCUCUCGUCUCUACACAUCAAUGUCUACGACGAAUACAAAUACAAUAUCACCGGAGCUUACUCGGAUGAGGAGCACUCGAACAAAACCGUUCACUACCGAUACUACAACAAAUGGUUGGGGACUCUGGAGGUGCCUAUAAGCACUGUGCUUAGUUUGGGAACUCUAAAAGGGACAUUCAAAAUAGCAACACCACCUGUUAUAUUUGGUUACGAAUCAGCACAAAUUAAAGAAUCAUCCUCAUUGAUACCAGAAAUAAACCAACUCUUAAAGAAGGAUACAUCUUUUAUAACCCUGCAAAUAACAACAAGUUUGUCUAAUUUGGGAGGAUUACACGACUACAAUCUACCGAUACCAAGUGGGAUAGAAGACGAUUACGUUAUAAAGCAUUUGAAUAAUAUACUAACAGAAUAUAUUAAUGAUUUUCCAUCGAGAAGCAUUACGUUAACUUUCAUAGAUAGUACAGGAGCGAAUAAAUGCGUAACACAAUUCCUGCAAGCAAUCCCACCGCCGAAUCAAGAUUGUUUUCCAAAAAACCCCAAAACUUGUGAAUCAGCAUUAUCAAAAUCUUCUGGUGUGUCUAAAAGCUCGUCCUCUAAAAGCAGCGGGAGAAGGAAAGAGAUAGAUUUGGAGAAAGGAAGUCCCAUAGUGGAGAAAGAUUCAUUGUAUAGUACUCGUGAGGGUAGUUGGAAAACAGGAGAUAAUCUUACUAAAGCGGUUAACGGGUGUCUUAGAUAUGUUGCCUUAAUACCCAGUUAUGAUGUGACAGAAACACAUGCUGUUACUUUGAUGGGAUUGGAACUCCUCAAAGUCCUCCACGGUUCACCACUAGACCAUACUAUUCUCCUAGCAAGCUUUUUCUUAUAUCUAGGCAUUAAAUUCUUCAUCUCCAUAGGUGUAGGUCUUCCUCGAGGGCGAAGCAGCUAUGUCCUCAUAAAAUAUAAUAAAAUUACUCAGAAAAUUGUUCAGGUUAAUGAUCUAGUGAUAAAGAAAGGUAUUUUCGGCCAAGGAGAUGGAUGCGUGUGGUACGUGUGUGAUGCUGUGAGCGGGGAGAGACAUGAACUGAGGGAUGUCGGAAGUCCCAUGAAGACUGUUGAAUACGUUUUCGAUAAUGAAAAUAUAUGGUUAAACAUGCAACCGUCACAGGAUUGUGACUGCGUUUCUUUCGAUUUCUCAAGAUCUUCGGAUUGGCAACCGGUAUUCGACAAAAGCAUAUUCGUAAUGCAACAACUACCGGUAUCGGAGAUAGGUUUGUAUUCAGCGCCACACGCCGCAGAGGAUUUGAGACAAAAUCUGGAAGCGAGGAUCAAACGGAAGGUACAGAAAUGGAGGCCGCAUAUGAAAACAGUAUGGAACAGGUACUGCAGUGGUGUUCUGCGUGACAUGUUACCCCACUGGGAGUACUGGGCAUUCAACCCGUCUGAAAACAAGCCGAUAGUCAAUCAGAAACUCAAACAACUCACGGUCACUUAUAAAAUUUUCGGCUUCCCGUUAAACAUGCCGUUCGUAAGCACAAAAUGUAUGACAAGCCGCGUCAAGUCAACCGGCUUACACUUGACAGACGAGCCCGGUGCAGAGUUUGCGCUGGCUGUGGAUGUGUUCUCUUACCCCAAUAACGUUGUCAGCGUGUGGGUCUACAUCGCUACCAUUAGUAGAAUAUAAAUAAACGUGUGUUUAUAA